AAUAUAAGUAGCGAUCGUCGUUCCCCUCGCCGCCAUCAUGGCUGGACUUGCGGUCCCAGAAUCAUUCCACUACUUGUAUUUCAGGGCCAUUCUUGAGGAUACUGAGAUACAUCUCAUCCAGUCACUAUGUUGGUGUCUUCCUUGACGGUGUUGGCGUUUAUGUCCAGGGCCAAUGCCCUGGUCCGGCAGGACGAUGUGGGCCGCGUGCCUGCCCUGGGCUGGAAUUCGUGGAACGCGUUCAAUUGCGAAAUCGACGCAGAUAAGAUCCUCACGGCCGCCAACGAGGUCAUAGAUUUAGGGUUGAAGGGCCUCGGUUACGAGUACAUCAACAUUGAUGACUGCUGGUCCAUCAAGUCCGGACGCAACACAACCACUAAGCGCAUAAUCCCGGACCCUGAUAAGUUUCCCGAUGGAAUCUCCGGCCUGGUGGAUCAGAUCCAUGCGCUGGGUCUGAAAGUUGGCAUCUAUAGCAGUGCCGGUCUGACCACCUGCGCUGGCUACCCAGCUAGUCUGGGGUAUGAGAAGGUCGACGCGCAAACCUUCGCCGAAUGGGGCAUUGACUACCUCAAGUACGACAACUGCGGUGUCCCUACCAAUCAGACCGACCAAUACACCGCCUGCGUACCCGACAGCACCAACGGUGGUCCCUACCCAAACGGCACCUGCCCGGGACUCGCAAACGCUGCCCCGGCCAGGUACGACUGGUCGAAAUCGACGACGGCGAAGCGCUACCAGGCCAUGCGCGACGCUCUUCUCAGCGUGAACCGGACCAUUCUCUACUCUCUUUGUGACUGGGGUCAAGCCGAUGUGAAUGCCUGGGGAAACGCAACCGGCAACUCGUGGCGCAUGUCGGGCGAUAUUACACCAAACUGGACCCGCAUCGCCGAAAUUGCCAAUGAGAACUCCUUCCUCAUGAACUACGCCAAUUUCUGGGGGCACCCCGACCCGGACAUGCUAGAAGUCGGUAACGGGAAUCUGACGCUGGCUGAGAACCGCGCCCACUUUGCUCUCUGGGCGAUCAUGAAGAGCCCUCUGAUUAUCGGCACUCCUCUGGAUUCAAUUGACGCAGCCCACCUGGCCAUCCUGAGCAACAAGGACCUGCUCGCCUUCAACCAAGAUCCUCUAGUAGGCCGCCCCGCCUACCCCUACAAAUGGGGCUACAACGCCGACUGGACCUUCGACCCGUUGCACCCGGCCGAGUACUGGUCCGGGCCGUCGUCCACGCUCAACGGGACGCUGGUGUUGAUGCUGAAUUCGGAGGAUCGCACCCAGACCCGGACUGCGUACUGGAAGGAGGUGCCCGAGCUGCAGGGGAGACACCGCGGGCGCCGCGGGACGGGGUUCCGGGUGCGGAAUGCCUGGACGGGCAAUGAUCUGGGAUGUGUCCGGGAUAAGUAUAGUGUCAAGCUGGCGCCCCACGAUGCUGCUGUUCUGGUGGUGGGCGAUGCUUGUUAAUCAUUUGUUCUGUUCAACAUUUGGUGGCCGGGCGGUGG
This is a messenger RNA of Aspergillus brunneoviolaceus CBS 621.78, 1493 nucleotides long. Its product is annotated as glycoside hydrolase family 27 protein. The record is from RefSeq and is a predicted model, not a curated record. Gene Ontology annotation, biological process: carbohydrate metabolic process. The transcript has 7 exons. Lineage: Eukaryota; Fungi; Ascomycota; Eurotiomycetes; Eurotiales; Aspergillaceae. Bases 127 to 1455 code for a protein of 442 amino acids. Gene Ontology annotation, molecular function: hydrolase activity, hydrolyzing O-glycosyl compounds.